CCCCGCCCCGCCCCGCACGUACGCGCUCCCGCGCAGCGUGCGUGGUGACGCAGCCGGUCCGCCGCGCGAGGAAGUGGCGCUGUUGUUUGAGCGACGGGACCGUCUCGCUCUGUCUCGUGGGCUCGUCUGAAGAGCUUUUACCGUGUUUCGGUGAGUUCCGCCGUUCGUGCUCCAGGACUGAGCGCGCUCCGCUGCUCUCUCGUGCCGCCCGCUCAACAUACUCGCGAGUAAUGGCUGCUGAGGUGAAUGGCAGCUCCGGUCUGCUCAAAGAAGAAGAGGAGCCCAUGGAUGUGACGGCCACACACUCGGAGAACUACCAGACGCUGCUGGACGCCGGUCUGCCGCAGAAGGUCGCCGAGAGCCUGGACAACAUCUUCCAGACAGGGCUGGUGGCGUACGUGGAUCUGGACGAGCGGGCACUGGAUGCGCUGCGGGAGUUUAAUGAGGAGGGAGCGAUGUCAGUGCUGCAGCAGUUCAAGGAGUCCGACCUCUCACAUGUGCAGAAUAAGAGUGCCUUCCUGUGCGGCGUGAUGAAGACGUACCGGCAGCGGGAAAAGCAGGGCAAUAAAGUGCAGGAGUCCACGAAAGGCCCCGAUGAGGCCAAGAUAAAGGAUCUGCUGGAGAGGACGGGAUACACUCUAGACGUCACGACAGGCCAGAGGAAGUACGGCGGCCCUCCUCCAGAGGAAGUGUUUUCCGGCCCACAGCCCGGCAUCGGCACUGAGGUGUUUGUGGGGAAGAUCCCGCGGGAUCUGUACGAGGACGAGCUGGUUCCUCUGUUUGAGAAGGCCGGCUCUAUCUGGGAUCUGAGGCUGAUGAUGGAUCCUCUCACCGGUCAGAACCGCGGCUACGCCUUCAUCACCUUCUGCAGCAAAGAAGCCGCGCAGGAGGCUGUCAAACUGUGUGAUAACUACGAGAUCCGGUCGGGCAAAUAUCUGGGCGUCUGCAUCUCUGUGGCCAACAACCGUCUGUUUGUCGGGUCCAUUCCAAAGAACAAGACCCGGGAGAGUAUCCUGGAGGACUUUGGCAAAGUCACAGAGGGUCUGCAGGAGGUCAUUCUGUACACACAGCCGGAUGAUAAGAGGAAGAACCGCGGCUUCUGUUUUCUGGAGUAUGAGGAUCAUAAGUCGGCGGCUCAGGCGCGGCGCAGGCUCAUGAGCGGGAAGGUGAAGGUGUGGGGGAACCCUGUGACCGUGGAGUGGGCCGACCCCGUCGCAGAGCCUGACCCCGAGGUCAUGGCCAAGGUGAAGGUGCUGUUUGUGCGUAAGCUGGCCACGCCGGUCACAGAGGAGCUGCUGGAGAACACCUUCUCUCAGUUCGGCAAACUGGAGCGCGUCAAGAAGCUGAAGGACUACGCCUUUGUUCACUUCGAGGAGCGAGACGCCGCAGUCAAGGCGAUGCAGGAGAUGAACGGUAAAGAGCUGGGCGGUGAGCAGAUCGAGAUCGUGCUGGCCAAACCUCCAGAUAAGAAGAGGAAAGAACGACAAGCUGCCCGACAGACCAGCAGAAGCUCAGGGUAUGAUGACUAUUAUUACUACCCUCCCCCCCGCAUGCCUCCUCCGGGGCGUGGCCGCGGGCGUGGUGGGCGGGGCGGAUACGCCUACCCGCCCGAUUACUACGGUUACGAGGAGUACUACGAUGAUUACUAUGGUUACGAUUACCAUGACUACCGAGGCGGCUACGAUGACCCAUACUACGCUUACGACAGGGGCCGUGGCGGGGGAAGGGGCGGGCCCUUCCAGGCCCCCCGGGGCCGCGGCAUCAGAGGCGCGCGAGGAAACCGCGGCGGAAACGUGGGCGGGAAGAGGAAGGCAGACGUGUUUAACCAGCCGGACUCCAAACGCCGUCAGACCAACCAGCAAAACUGGGGCUCGCAGCCCAUCGCCCAGCAGCCCCUGGGCUCCGACUACGCCGCCGGCUACGGCUACAGCAACGACUCGCUCGAGUUCUCCCAGGACUCCUACGGCCAGCAGUGGAAGUAGACGCGCAGCCCGCCCUCGUCCUGAGAAACUAGACCGUGAUUGGCCAGCUGUGUUUGUUUGACUUUUCUAUCCUCCAGUAGCCCUGUAGAUUCUGUCCGUGGCCCCGGCGGGACGCUUGUCUUAAACGGACACAACACUUUUAUUCCCACAUCCUCCUUGUUUUAAACUCCACCAUGAGCGUUUUAAAGAAGACACUGAUACUUCCGAGCAAGCGUGCGCGUGAAAGGACGUUCAAAUCAUGAAAUGGCCUUCCAGAAAGAUGUCGUCCUUCCCGCAGUCCUCCGUUCUCAUCGUCUCUCUCUCUCAGUGCUAGUGGCAUAGGGACUCGCGUGUAAAUAAUAGCUGUCGACUAGAGCUUCGUUUCAGCUUUUUGUUUUACUUUUGUCUGGUUUUUUUGCAGAAGUGGAGAAAAUAAUCCACGAGAAGGAAAAAAAAAAAAAAGUUUUGUAGCAGGAGUGCUGUUUAGGUGUCUGUUUAGCAUUUCUAGAAGUAGUUGAAUUGUGUUUUUUAAAAACUGGUAUACUGAUAUUAUAACUUCAGAUGUUUUUUUCCAUUUGGGAUUUGCUGGUGAGGGUUUGGUCUGGCUUACCUUAAGAGCUAUGGCCGGCUGGUCAGAUGUUUGUAUUUAUAACUUUUAUUUUUUGUUUGUUCAGUUUCAAUAAAACUCAAUCGAGCAAAU
Messenger RNA from Sinocyclocheilus grahami, 2661 nucleotides. RefSeq names its product heterogeneous nuclear ribonucleoprotein R-like. The record is from RefSeq and is a predicted model, not a curated record. The transcript has 11 exons. Gene Ontology annotation, molecular function: RNA binding. Bases 231 to 1982 code for a protein of 583 amino acids. Lineage: Eukaryota; Metazoa; Chordata; Actinopteri; Cypriniformes; Cyprinidae.